GGUUUGCAUUGGUGGUCUGUCUCUCGGAAUGGUUUGAAGGUUUUUAUUGUUGUCGAGUAGCCUAAAGGCAAAGGAUCUUUAUUAAAAGAUUACGACUGCAAAACGAAACUGGUCAUUUCUAUGAGCUCCGGUAAAUGAUGGACAUCAUGAACACUCUUGAUUUUCACACACAGCUAACAUCCAUAAUGGAAGUGUUGGCGAAAGCAGCUGUUGUUGAAAUAGGCAAAGUUUUCGAGGAUAACUAUUCUUAUUUGGGAUUAGAGAUAUCACGAUGUACAAACGAAAACGACUCUCUCAGAAAGAAAUGUCUGUUUCUGGAGACUGAACUUCAGGCUGCCCGGAGAAACACCAGCAGGAUGAACGAGACUGAAGCUUCAUUCAGCGUCAGCGACGUACUGACAGAUACUGGACAUCGUCCUGCAAUCGACAACGUGUUUGGUAAGGACUGGUGCAUGGACUUGUGGAGACACGAGGAGUCAAACAUUGGUCAAAAUGAGGACACAAAUCUGAGCUCUUCAUUUAACACAGUAGAGACAGUUAAUUUGUUGAAUGAAGAAGCAGACAGGAUCCUGAUUAAGGUUGAGACGUUUGAGGAGUGCCAUGAAGAUAAAAGCAACAGUUUGAAAAAUACAGGACCUGCAGUGGGCAGGAAUGAGAUAUGUGAGGCUGAGAGUUCGGCAGAUUUUAUCACAUACACACUGCCUACAUAUGACCAAGUGAAAUCAAACGUCCAGCGGAGACGCCCUAAAAAGAAAAAAACUCCUAAAGCAAGACGUACUACUCAUGGAAACAGUCCAACACAGCCAGAUUUGAAAACUGAUGAGCUUGUUUCAACUUUUACCAGUAGCGUUAAAUUCAGCAGUACACAAAACCAGACAAGUGCUUCAGAAGAUAAGACUGAUUGUGUACUCUGUGGAAGAACUUUCUACAAACAAUCCUACCUGAAACUACACAUGCGAAUACACACUGGAGAAAAACCUUUUGUCUGCAUGGUUUGUGGCAAAAGAUUUGCUCAUAAAACAUACCUGACAGUACACCAGCGAACUCAUUCUGGUGAGAGGCCGUACAAGUGCAUGGACUGUGGCAAGAGAUUUUCCCAGAAGUGUUCCCUUAAUGCACAUCUCCGAUGGCACACUGGAGAAAAACCUCAUAGUUGUGUCAAAUGUGGUAAAAGCUACACAGACAAGCGUAGUUUUAAGAAACACCAGUGUAUUAGUUAAACUAAAAUAUAUAAAAGCCCAUUUUUAGCCUUAAGGGGAUCGCACACCGGCCGCGCAGCUCAGCGUGGCGCCGCGUCGAGUCGCGUCUAGGACAACUCGGAGGUAUUGUAAACCGGAAGUGCACAUUAAAUAGCGCAAGCUUCGUCAGAUAACGUAUACUUAAAAAUGCAAAAUAUACGUUAGCAGCCAAUGUUAAUCGUUAAUGAUUUGGGACAAAUAGGAUGUUAUUUAAUGUUAAACUAUAUGAGUGGCGCUGUGUGGCACGACAGGGAUUUGAGCAACUUCCUGAGUCACAGCUGGGUGCGGACAGGCGCCACCUAGUGGCGCCGGUGUGCGUAUACUCAUAGAAAACAAUGUGUUCGAUUUUUUUUUUUUUUUAGAACGGUGUGCGAUCCCCUUGAGUCUGAAAACGUUCAAGUCAAAAUGUUUCUGACACAACAGCAGUGUUGAGUUAUUCUGGUGGUUAUCCUGCCCAAUAAACUUUUAAAAACAGAAACGUUUUUUCCUACUAUGGAAGUCAAUGGGGUCCUCAAACGGUUUGGGAAAUAUUUAGUUACUCCAUUACAUUACGGUCAAUUAAUAUUCAUUGAUAACAAGCAACAUCUAACUACUGUAUAAUAACAAUAACACAGUAUUUUUGGGAGGUUACCUAUGGGGCAUUUUUACCUGGAUAUGUUACACUUAUGUUUUAUUGUCACCUAUUGUCUUCCUAAAACAGUUUUGUUUCUUAAAGAAAUGUUUACAGUGUUGGUAUUUUUCACUUCAGUGUUUAUUUAAAUAAAUUUGGUUGUAGCCUGAAACGGAAAAAAAGGAAUUUCAUGUGGUUUUUGGCCGUUCACACAUUCUAAAUGUGAUUGGAUUCCAAUCGGAUAUGCACCAACAUCGGAUUUGGACUGACAGUGUGAACAAGGUCAUACUGUCUCGAGUGUGUUUGCAAAUUGUUAAGCCUUUAAAGAAUUAACUAUUGAAUAUUCAAACCAUGAUUUAAACGCGAUCAGUGUAGAGUAGCACUUGUUGUUUGUCGUUUCUACGAUCACAAAUCUGUUACGUUCUUUUCAAGCCGUGCUGGCAAAGUUGAUCGAUCAGCUUGGUCAUCUGCAUUUUCUUGAUCAGAUUUCGGGCUCGAAUAUAUAAGGUAUUAACAACAUUACCACCUGUCAGUGUUGCUUUGGGAGCUGAUAUUCCAAAUAUGGUAAGAAGCGUAACAUUUCCGUCACAUGCUUGAGGUAUUCGACCAAUUACAAUGCACUGGAUAGCUGGCCAAUUAGAGCACCACACUUUUCAGAACGAUGAGCUUUGUACCAAUCGGCGCGUUUCAGAGAUAGAGAAACAACAAUAUGUGAUUUUUUUUUUACCAUAAACCCCGUAAACACAUUGCACCAAAUACACCAAAUAACACUCCCUUAUAAGAACAUCAUAGGGGCUCUUUAAGAUAUUUCAGGGCAAGCUGAUUUAAGGCAGGACAACUUAAACAAGCUGUAGAUUUAGAUGUUUUAACAUCCUUUGUUUUCAACAAAUGUUUUUUUUAAUAAAUAUUGUUACAAAGACCACCAACUAAAAAGCAAUUAGUCAAACCGCCCAACUAAAGAAAACACUGAUCAUCACACUUUAAACAUUCCAGUUGAAGGUUCCUAAGUGAAAUCAUCCUGAGUGAAUUGUUUGAUUGAUUGAUUGAUUUAUUUCAAUUUAAUUAUUUGUUGUAUUUUUU
Paramisgurnus dabryanus is the source of this 2928-nucleotide messenger RNA. RefSeq lists its product as uncharacterized. Gene Ontology annotation, molecular function: DNA-binding transcription factor activity, RNA polymerase II-specific; RNA polymerase II cis-regulatory region sequence-specific DNA binding. Gene Ontology annotation, biological process: regulation of transcription by RNA polymerase II. The record is from RefSeq and is a predicted model, not a curated record. Lineage: Eukaryota; Metazoa; Chordata; Actinopteri; Cypriniformes; Cobitidae.